Molecule: messenger RNA, 1756 nt
Organism: Sphaeroforma arctica JP610
Lineage: Eukaryota; Ichthyosporea; Ichthyophonida
Exons: 1
Coding region: 44-1756 (570 amino acids)
Source: RefSeq, a predicted model, not a curated record
CAGCUACCUGGUCAAUGAGUUCGGCAAUGCCAUUGAGGAGUACAUGCGAUUGGUGGGCGACACUUCUCUCCUGCUCAGCAACCAGAACCAGCCCACCGCCUCGAAUGUCAACCCGGUUCCCUCGACUGGACUUUUGGCCAAUCAGAAUACAGCAAUAUCCACAGCAAACACCGCCGGCGGCGGCUCGACCAAUCCAAACGGCCGAAACAAAACCCAGCCACCGGCACAGUCCAAGACACUCAGUGCGCGGCAGUGGGCCAUGCUGUAUGAGGAUUUGGUGCAGUUCCUGAACGCUGUUUUGUCCCCGUUGGUAUAUGUGGGCGAGGGUCAAGGCUUUGCGUCUCUGCUGGAAACGCGCGUUCGGGUAGGUAUGGAGCCACCGGAGAUGGAGGAGAUGAAGCCGAUUCUCAUGCCAAUUGUCCCCAACAGUGCAGGUGGCAUGGCGAAUACGCUCGCCCCUAAUCCUAAUUCUAUUGGCACUCUUACCAAUCCAAAUAGUGCCACUCACAUGAGCAUCGCCCCAGGGGGUACGUACCAGACCCUCAGUGACACGGGUGGCAGCGGCGAUGGGGUGAAUGGCCAUGGCUCAGGUACGGGGAACGCUACCCAGACGCCUGGGAGUGGUACAAACACCCCCGUGGGGCCUACACAUAGUGACAGUACGGGAGAUAAGUCACAUACAGAGACGUUUACGAGGGAUAUGGGGCAGGGGCAGCAGAGUACGCUCAAGCACGCGACGACAGCACCGAUGGGGCAUGCGGCUCAGCGCACGGCAGGCCAUGCAAGCACAGGCCAUGCAAGCACAGGCGCCCGUGUGAACGUCCCGGUUCGUCUCGCUUUAAGCUCACAGAGUGACACACACGGCCCAUCUGCCCUUGCUGCCAACGCAGCGGCAGAUCUGACAACAAGUAGAAAUACGACACCGGAUGCCACGGGGAAUGGUAGAGGUACUGCAAACAACGCAGAAGUGCAUGGGGAUACAUGCUUGAAGGACAUUCCCAGCCCUACCUCUGGGAAUAAGGACAGGAAGACCGGCACAGACGGUCCAAAUGGCGAAGCGUGUGAUAUGAAACCGGUGGGGCAUAAACCCCGCAAAGUCGGCCAGAGUCUAGUUAUGGACUUAGCAGACGACGAAUCAGACCCAGCCGAGGAUGCGGAGAAGGGCGUUAACGCUGACCCUCCGGUGAGUACUACCAUUGGCGUCGAUGCUACGGCUCGGUUGCACAUGGCGUUAGAUCACACACCAGAAAGUACUGCAGAGGUGCUGGACAGGGCCAAUCGGAACUCGGGGACCAAUGCCCCAGGAGCCGCCAGUAGUCACUCGGACUCAGCGAGCACUGCCCAGGCCCCCAGCACAAGCAGUGGCAGUGGCGGCCCUGCAGCAGGAAAUGCAGGUGCAUCGAUUGGGACCGGUAACGGUACAGGCAGCACCGGGGCUACCGCACCCGCGGGGGUGCCUGGGACUCCUGGGGCAGGUUCAGGUGGUGGUGGUGGUUUGGGUGUAGGUACGGGCACGGGCAUGGGUACGAACUACCCUGGGAUUGGGUUGGGGAACCCUGGUAGUGCGAGUACUACACCCAAUAGUACCAGCCAGGUGCCCAAGGGCCGUUGUAGCUUGAGGGAGGUGGUGUUUGUCACGUGUAAAGCGGGACCCGCAAGCUUUAACCUGACCAAUACAGACGCAUACAAUUUUGCCACAACGUUUGAGAUCGACCGUCCAAUGGCGAAGGACCAGUCGGGCCAUGCAACUGGGUGA